Molecule: messenger RNA, 1281 nt
Organism: Lampris incognitus (smalleye Pacific opah)
Lineage: Eukaryota; Metazoa; Chordata; Actinopteri; Lampriformes; Lampridae
Product: cornifelin homolog A-like
Source: RefSeq, a predicted model, not a curated record
AUGUCCACCAAAAUGGUUGUCAACCAGCCCAAGCCGUUCAGCGUGAGCAACUUCUCCAACCAGUGGAACUCCGGGAUCUGUGACUGUUUCGACGACCUGCCCCAGUGUUGCUUGGCCUUUUGGUGUCUCCCCUGCUUCACAUGUAAGACAUAUGAGGCCGGGGAGUGUCUGUGUCUGCCUUUGCUGGACACCUUUGGACUCAUCCCACCGGUGACCGUGUCUCUCAGGGUGUCGGUGCGACAGCGCUACGGCAUCGAGGAUACAGUUUGUAACGACUGUAUCUACGGCUGUUGCUGCGGGCCUUGCAGCUGGUGUCAGAUAGCGAGAGAAAUGAAAACCAGGAUGGCUCCCAUCACCCUUAUCAACACCCGGACCAGAUAAAAUCGGCGGACAACUGAUUCAGUCAUCAAAACACCGCCUUCGCCACCACCACCACCACAGUCGUCAUCGUCGCUGCUGAUGUCACCAUUGCCACAAUCCCCUGUUGUGAUUGCCAUCAUCAUCAUCAUCAUCAUCACCGUCAGGAAAACUGACACCCUCUGCCUCUUCACUACCGCCGGAUUUAGCAAGAUCACUAGAUGACUUACGCUGGAAUGCUGGUUCAUUGUUCCUCUCCAUCCCUCACCGGCUCCACAUUCCUCCUCAACGUCACUUCAUUGUCACUUGAACCAAUACCGAUCUCUAAUCUGUUUCACGCACAUCUGAGUCCUAGGAAUGCCAGCCAGCGGCUGACUGAGGACCAGCACAUGAAGGUGUGUGGGUGGAGCAGAGCUCAUGGCUACCUAGGACAGUAAAGAUAAGCAGACAUUUUAAACUCCGUGAAUCCUGUCAAUCAAGCAGAUGAUGACGCUGUACCGGUGUUUUAAACCCCACUGAUUCGGCUCACACUGUCUCACAAUCACAACGCACGUGUCGACCGGGCGUUUUUAAAGCUCUUACGUGUCUAUCCAUGUUAUUUUCCAUCGACUUUGUAAUUUAUUUUCUUUUCACCAGUUUCUGUUAAAACAUUUUUGGGGAAAGAUGCGAGCAUAUCCGCCACGCGUAUUACCUUUGGGAAAAUUGUUCACAAUGUUUUGGAUGCUGGGUAUUUUCCUAUUACUCCUCGCUCUCAAAGCGUUUUUUUUUUUAGAUCUCCAACGCAUACAAAUGGGAUUUCCUUGUUGACACGUCAUUUAUCAAAGAUCAUGCGAUGGACGUGGAUAAUGUCUUGUAAUCGCGUCGACGAUACACACAUGGUAAAGCUGCACAAGCAGAGCAAUAAACUCUACGGUACACCUCCGA